UUUGACAACUUAUAUGUAAAACAAAUGAUAAGUCGACGACGGAUUAUAUCCCGUUCCCUCGAUCCGUGCGAUUAUUUGGAUACCUAUUUGCAACAACUUGACGAUGAAAAUACCGUUUGGUUAACCAAAGAGGAACUCUUUGCGGAUCACAUUCAAGAAGUAUUUAAUAAAUGGGAGCAAAUCGAUGAUGAGAUUUGGGCGAAAGUCAUUUGCAUGAAUGGUAAGCGUCGUAUUGCCAAAGCCUACGCUCGGGCGCCUGUUUUAACCAUUGAUGGAUCACAUGAUGGCUUCGAUGGCUAUCGGAUCGGAUUAAAUGGAUUUGACAAUCCUUUCCUUGACGUCAAAACAGAAGAUGUCAUGCGAUAUAUCGGAAAAGGAUGUCGGAUAAAAAUGGACGAAACGGGAAACAUUGUGAUCAAACGGUACAGUCGAUGCAGUAUUUUUAUAAAGUCAUUUCAAAAUGAAUUUAAUGAGUCGAGUGUUUCCAAUGAAAUCAUCAAAAAUAAUGGUUUACUUGAACUCGAAAAGCCUUAUCUAUUGUUUGAUAUGUCAAAGUUCAAUAACAACGUGACCCGUGAGCUGAGGUCCGCGUAUCCAAACCGCAAGAAACUGGAAAACCAAUGUCUUUUAUGUAUAGCUUUUGUGAGAAAUACACCUAAUAUUCUCGAUCUCCCGGUUUAUGUUAUGAUCAUUAAUAUAGUGGCUUUAGAUUUACUGAAAUCUAAACUAACAUUAAUUCCUCAUACUAUAAGACAAAAUAUUCAUAAAUCGGCGAAAUCUUUAAAUAGAGGAACGACUAAAGUUCCGGAUUGGGUCUCACUUUUUGACAAAUCAGACAAACACUUAGUUGAAGAAAAUCCAUAUUCAUUGCCAGUCAACGGUUCGGUUUAUGAUUUGAAUUAUUACACAAACAACGGAACACUAAUGAAGAAAUCAACUCUAAGGGAACCGAAGCCACCAAAGCUUCCGCCGCGAGAUUUCGGUAAAUAUAAGAAUACGAAAAAACUGAGUGCAAGUCAUAGUCAUAUAGACAUACCGACACCCGAUUACUCUCAAGAUGAAGACUUUUAUACAAUUACUUCUAAAACAUUGAAAAAUAAAUCUUUUCUUAAAAAAGACGAGGAUCCGUAUUAUUGUGGUUUAGAGGCGAGAGUAACCAAUUUUAUGAGACCAGUGGCCACACAGUCCAAGAAAUCAAUGGCUUGGCGUCAAAUGAGAAAAGUGUUUUCAAGCGGUUAUAUCAACACAUUAUUGCCGCCAUUGACUAAAAAGAAAAGAUCCAAAUCAUCAUAUUAUUCAAACUAUAACUCCUCCGAAUCAGAUCCCUAUACAUCACUCAAUGACACCAUAUAUGAGCCCAUCUAUGGUAGGGUAACCUCUAAUAAAUCUAUGCCAUCAACUGUUAGGAGUAAGGCUGGUGUAAACAAUUGGAAUAAUCGCUAUUGA
Oppia nitens is the source of this 1446-nucleotide messenger RNA. RefSeq lists its product as uncharacterized. Gene Ontology annotation, molecular function: protein binding. The record is from RefSeq and is a predicted model, not a curated record. The transcript is spliced from 5 exons. NCBI's taxonomy places the organism in Eukaryota, Metazoa, Arthropoda, Arachnida, Sarcoptiformes, Oppiidae. Bases 25 to 1446 code for a protein of 473 amino acids. Gene Ontology annotation, biological process: regulation of DNA-templated transcription.